Monoraphidium neglectum is the source of this 639-nucleotide messenger RNA. Its product is annotated as glutamate dehydrogenase (NAD(P)+). The record is from RefSeq and is a predicted model, not a curated record. Lineage: Eukaryota; Viridiplantae; Chlorophyta; Chlorophyceae; Sphaeropleales; Selenastraceae. Gene Ontology annotation, cellular component: mitochondrion. The transcript has 8 exons. Gene Ontology annotation, molecular function: L-glutamate dehydrogenase (NAD+) activity. Gene Ontology annotation, biological process: L-glutamate catabolic process. The coding region runs from base 1 to 639 and encodes 212 amino acids.
AUGACCACCAUCGGCAAGAGCACCUUCGUCAUACAGGGCUUUGGCAAGGUGGGGUCGUCCCUGGCGCGACACCUCCACGACCUGGGGGGCAAGGUGGUGGCCAUAGCUGACAGCCGGGGCGCCACCUUCAAUGAGGGCGGGGUGGACGUGCCGCGGCUGCUGGGGCACGUGUACAGGGGCGGCAGCCUCUGGGACUUCAGCGGAGGGACACCCCUCCCCAGCGACGCGGACUUCCUGUGUAUCCCGUGUGAUGUGCUGGUCCCCGCGGCCCUGGGGGGCGUCAUCAACGCGCGCACGGCACCACGGCUGCAGUGCAAGGCCGUGGUGGAGGCGGCCAACGCGCCCACCACCGCAGAGGGUGACGCCAUCCUGCGGGCACGCGGCAUACCGGUGCUGCCGGACGUGUACGCCAACGGGGGCGGCAUCAUAGUGUCCUUCUUCGAGUGGGUCCAGAACCUCCAGAACUUCCGGUGGGACGAGGAUGACGUCACGCGGCGCCUGGACAGGUACAUGACGGACUCUUUCCGCGACAUCCACCGCGUUUCCAAGGACAGGGGCGUGCCCCUCAGGGUGGCAGCAUACCUCACAGCGGUGCAGAGGGUCGCAGCCAGCGAGGUCAACCGCGGCUUCGCGGGGUGA